AUGGAUGCAUGGACAGCAGAAAUUCGACGAUGGCCAAUGUUAAUAAUAUUUAUUUUUGGUGAAACAAGUAAUCUUUUAAGUGUUUUUGUACUUGCACGAUCAAAAUUACGAAAAAAUACAUGUUCACUUUACUUGCUUGGUGCAAGUAUUAGUAAUACAAUAUGUAUAUUUGUAGGUUUACUUUAUUUUGUUAUAAGUAGUGGUUUUGAAUAUUCAUUUGUAUCAAAAACUCGUGGUUUAUGUAAAUUUUUACCAUUUAUAUAUUAUUCAACAUUAUUUUUGGCUUCAUGGUUUAUUCUUCUUGCAUGUAUUGAUCGAUAUUGUUCAACACAUUUAAGAGCUAAAAUACGUCAAUUUAGUCAUAUAAAUACAGCUAAAUGGUUUAUUAUUUUUCUACCAUGUAUUUCAUUUAUUUUACAUAUUCAUAUAUUAAUAUAUAUAGAUUGGAUAAAAGUUGGUCUAUGUAGUUUUAUUGCAUUUAAUUAUCUUCUUUUUUUCUAUGCUUAUUAUGUUGCUAUCUAUGCAUUUAUGAUACCUAUACUUUAUAUUGUUUUUUCUGUUCUUACUAUAAAUAAUGUUCGAAGAACAAAGAAAACUAUGAUUCUUGUAAUUAAAAGAAAUGGAACAAAUAUUCGACCAAAAAAACGAUUACAAACACUUGAUGCUCAACUUCUUCGAAUGCUUCUUGUACAGGUCAUAUCAUUUUUUAUCUUAACUAUGCCUCUUGCAGUAUGGAAUGUUUAUCUAGGUAUUAGUUAUUAUCGACCAAAAUCAGCUGCAACAACUAGUUUAGAAGGUUUUUUAUCAGUUAAUUUUCGUCUUCUAACAUUUAUUAAUCUUAGUUCUACAUGUAUUGUUUAUGUUGUAACUUCUCGACUUUUUCGUGCGGAACUUUGGGCUCUUUUUCGAUGUCAAUGGUUUAAAAAGACAAACAAAAAUGAACGACAAUUUCGUGUAUUCUUUAUCUCGCAACGUAUUGCUCCUGCUUAA
Rotaria sp. Silwood1 is the source of this 990-nucleotide messenger RNA. The record is from the annotation of a GenBank genome assembly. NCBI's taxonomy places the organism in Eukaryota, Metazoa, Rotifera, Eurotatoria, Philodinida, Philodinidae.